Messenger RNA from Sipha flava (yellow sugarcane aphid), 1011 nucleotides. RefSeq names its product protein GVQW3-like. Gene Ontology annotation, molecular function: nucleic acid binding. Bases 1 to 1011 code for a protein of 336 amino acids. NCBI's taxonomy places the organism in Eukaryota, Metazoa, Arthropoda, Insecta, Hemiptera, Aphididae. The transcript has a single exon. The record is from RefSeq and is a predicted model, not a curated record.
AUGAACGACAAUUCAUUGAAAUCGGAUACUUUUAUUGUGUCUGCCGUUUUUGUCAUGUCGAAUAAACUCGAGCAGCGUGUUUGCAUUAAAUUUUGCGUUAAACUCGGUAAAUCAGCGACUGAAACUUUUGAAAUGAUUAAAAAAGCAUUUGAAGAUGAAGCGAUGAGCAGGUCUAAAACAUUUGAAUGGCAUAAAAGGUUUAUUGAGGGUCGUGAAGACAUUAAUGAUGACUCUCGUGCUGGACGACCUUCAACAUCAAGAAGUUUGGAAAUGGUGGCAAAAGUACGAAAAAUUAUUCGAUCAGAUCGACGAAUGACGAUAAGAGAACUUUCUAGUGAGUGUAACAUUUCUUUUGGAUCAUGUCAAACUAUUUUGACUGAAGAUUUAGGCAUGAGACGAGUCUGUGCAAAAAUGGUCCCGAAAUUGUUGUCUCAAGAUCAAAAAAAUCAUCGAAUUGAAGUUUGUCAAAGUUUGAAAGAACGAACACAAAAUGACCCAGAGUUCAUUAAAAAUGUAAUAACUGGUGAUGAAACUUGGGUCUAUGGUUAUGACAUAGAAACUAAACGACAGUCAUCACAAUGGAAAUCAGUAACUUUACCAAGACCCAAAAAAGCUCGGCAAGUUCGUUCUAACGUGAAAACCAUGUUGAUUACUUUUUUCGAUAUUAAAGGCCUUAUUUAUUACGAAUUUGUUCCAACUGCUCAAACGGUAAAUCAGACUUACUACAAAGAAAUUUUAAUUAAAUUACGAGAAAAAAUCCGUAAGAAACGUCCAGAUCAGUUCCAAAAUCGAUCGUGGUUGUUACACCACGACAACGCGCCUGCUCAUUCUGCCUUAUCAAUCCGUGAGUUUCUAGCUGAUAAACAAAUUCCAGUUGUACCUCACCCUCCUUACUCACCAGACCUCGCCCCUUGUGAUUUUUUUUUAUUUCCAAAAAUUAAAACUGACCUCAAAGGACAAAGAUUUGAUGAUAUUGAGACAAUAAAAAAGAAUGCGGUUGUGGGUGCCUAG